GCUUCCAACGUGGGACUCCGCCGACCAAGAAGAAAAAAAGGAAAACUAACUUAGAGGACAAAACUCAUGGUGGCGAUGCUCGGUCUUGUUACUAUUAAUCGGAAUGUAUUGGUUUUGGGACUACAGUCUGCAACCGAUACACUAUUGGACCUGGACUGAUUAUCUACCGGCGUUUGGGUGCAUUUCAAAGUUGGAUUUGGAGCUUUGGAUUUAAGCAGUCGAGACUGAGAUUUGGACGCACCACUGUUGGACGUAAACUUAUAUGGGCUGAACUUUUCCUGCGCGGUGGACAUUCAGUCACCGUUAAAGUUGCCUUUCCAGACUGUUUCGCUGCUCUUGUUAUGCUCAGAGUUAACCGGUCGCGGUGCCUUUUAACGUCUUUUUGUUGAACGUUUGCAAACAUGUCACCAUAAAUUGGUGGUCGCGCAGAGAAUGUAGCAUUACGUGUUGCAGGCACGCUUAAAAGCUGUUGAACUCAGUACGAUAAUCGAAACUUUUUUUCUUUACAGACUGUGAAUCACCUUUAGAUUUGAAGCGCGCGUCGGACACUGGGGGGAGAAAGUUGGAAGUGUGUCCUAAAUGCUGAUAUUACCACUUGUGUGUGUGGUUUUGUUAACUAAUGGACCCCGACAAGACCUUUGAUAUGUUUUAAAAAGUGUGUUUUAUCUGUACAAGGCUGCACUAUAUUCCAGUUUGCGGGUUCGAGGAGAGAACUCCGUGCCCCCACUAUUGAAACUGGAUACAAAAUGGCGGCGUCCCCGGGACGAUUUGGAUAUGCUUCUCGUUGUGUUUUUUAUUUAUUUUUUGCACUCGAACUUUUUAUCACUGGUGGAUUGAGUUCCGAGUUGCAGUGUGUCCAGAACUGUACCUGCAACGGAGAUUCAGUGGACUGCAGCGGUCUGCAGCUGACAGCUCCGCCCGUGGACCUGCCUGUCCGGACGAUUUCCUUAAACCUUGGCCACAACAAGCUGCCUGCCAUUGACGUGAACGUGUUUGCCAACCUGCCCAAUCUACGAGAGCUGCGGCUGGACCACAAUGAGCUGACCUCCAUACCAGAUUUAGGCCAGGCGGCCUCUAAGAUUGUAUCACUGUACCUACAUCAUAACAAAAUAAGUAGUAUUGAGGGCUCACGGACCAGAGACCUUGUUUCGUUGGAGACCUUAGACCUGAGCAAUAACGACAUCACUGAACUACGAGGACACUCCUUCCCUGCAGGACUCCAGAUUAGAGAUUUGUACCUAAGCAACAACAAGAUCAGUGCAUUAGAGCUGGGAGCACUGGACCAUCUGGGCUCCACUCUCCAGGUCCUGAGAUUGAGCCGAAACCGCAUCAGUCAGGUUCCUGUGAGGGCAUUCCAACUCCCGAGGCUCACCCAGCUUGAACUGAACAGGAAUCGAAUCCGUCAAGUCGAGGGUUUGACCUUCCAGGGCCUUUCUAGCUUGGAGGUGCUGAAGCUGCAAAGGAACAGUAUCAGCAAGCUGACUGAUGGUGCUUUUUGGGAUCUCGCCAAGAUGAAAGUCCUCCACCUGGACUACAACAGCCUGACGGAGGUGAACAGCGGAUCCCUGUAUGGCCUGACUUCUCUUCAGCAGCUUUUCCUCAGCAACAACUCCAUAACCCGCAUCAAUCCUGAUGGCUGGAAGUUCUGCCAGAAGCUAAGGGAACUGAAUCUGUCAUAUAACAACCUGACUCGUCUGGAUGAAGGCAGCCUGGCUGUGCUGGGGGAUCUCCACUCCCUCCGUCUGGGGCACAACUCAAUAAGCCACAUCGCCGAAGGAGCCUUCAGAGGCCUCAGGGCUGUACGCAUCCUGGAACUGGACCAUAACGACAUCUCAGGCACAAUAGAGGAUACCAACGGGGCCUUCUUUGGAUUGGAUAGCCUCAGCAAGCUAACUCUGUUUGGAAACAAGAUCAAGUCGGUGGCAAAGAAAGCCUUCGCUGGCCUAGAGACCCUGGAACACCUGAACUUGGGGGAGAAUGCUAUCCGCUCAAUUCAGCCUGAUGCCUUUAGCAAGAUGAAGAACCUCAAAACUCUUCUCAUCCAGAGCGACAGCUUCCUGUGCGACUGCCAGCUCCACUGGCUGCCUGAGUGGUUGGUGAGCCGUGGUUUACAAGCUGCUGUCAAUGCCACAUGCGCCCACCCUGAAAGCCUUAAGGGUACCAGCGUUUUCCAGGCUCCAUCCAGCAGUUUUGUGUGUGAUGACCUUCCCAAGCCUCAGAUCACAGUUCAGCCAGAAAACACUGUCACAGUUCUCGGAAGCAAUGUACGUCUUACCUGCACGGCCGCGAGCAGCAGCUCCUCCCCUAUGACCUUCGCCUGGCGCAAAGACCAGGAGCUGCUUCGCCACGCUGAGACAGAGAACUACGCUCACGUCCGCGCCCACCACCACGAUACGGCAUCUGAUGGGACAGGUGGAGGUGCUGCAAGCGUGAUGGAGUACACCACCAUCCUGCACCUGCGGCAUGUCACCUUCGCACACGAGGGACGUUACCAGUGCAUCAUCACCAACCACUUUGGCUCUACCUACUCCAGCAAGGCCCGCCUCAUUGUUAACGUCCUGCCAUCUUUCGUGAAGACUCCCAGGGACAGCACCAUCAGGACGGGCCACACCGCCAGGCUGGAGUGCGCCGCCGAGGGCCACCCGGCGCCGCAGAUUGCCUGGCAGAAGGAUGGGGGCACCGAUUUUCCCGCCGCCCGCGAGCGGCGAAUGCACGUCAUGCCCGACGACGAUGUGUUCUUCAUUAUGGACGUCAAGCCAGAAGACAUGGGCGUGUACAGCUGCACUGCCAAAAACACGGCAGGGACCGUGUCUGCCAAUGCCACGCUCACCGUGCUAGAAACCCCCCACCUGGCCCAGGAUUUGGAGGAUCGCAGCGUGGCAGUGGGCGACACGGUGGCGCUGCAGUGCAAAGCGCUCGGCAGCCCGCCGCCCCGCAUCACCUGGCUGCUCGACGACCAGCCCCUGCGCCCCUCCGACAGACACCACUUCACCCCCGGCAACCAGCUUCUGGUCAUCGGCGCCGCAUCGCUGGAGGACGCCGGCCGCUACACCUGCCUCAUGUCCAACACGCUGGGCACGGAGCGAGCUCACAGCCAGCUAGUGGUAACACAGCGGCGCAGCCCCUGCGCCCCGCCUACCGGGCUGAGCACGGUCACCAUCGGCAUCAUCGUCAUCGCUGUGGUGACGAGUAUCGUGGUGACCUCGCUGGUGUGGGUGUGCAUCAUCUACCAGACCAGGAAGAAGAGCGAGGAUUGCAGCGUCACCAACACAGAUGAGACGAUUGUUCCUCCCGACGUGCCGAGCUACCUCUCCUCUCAGGGAACUUUGUCCGAGCGCCAGGACGUGUGUAUCCGAGUGGAGGCCGCCAGUGGACCUCAGCCCAAUGGACACGUUGUAGAAUCAACAGGUUUCGACGGUCCAGUCGUGUGCACGGAUUGCAUGGAGACCAGCAGCCACUACUCCAAAGACCUCGACUACCAGAAGCAGGCCUUUGCUCCGGCAGGCGUCACGGAGUACCAUCAGCACCCGUCUCCCCCUCCUUACUCUCACUGUUACCCAGGCGAGCACACGACGCCGCUCUGCAACGGCAUUCGAAAGGACACUCAAGGAUUUUCCGACAGUCCCGACGGUAGACAAGUGAGCAGCACAGGAGGAACAUCGUCGGCAUACACGUCGCAGGAGGAUUCUUAUCACCCUCCGGUGAAGCUGACGAGCCGCGGACACGUGGACAGUGACUGUGAGCCUGAGCUCAGGCAGACUCUGUUGUCCAAUGGACACGCCCUCAGAGCAGCGCCCAAUGACAGCACCCCCCUAAGGAGAGCCAGCGACUAGCGACGUACCGCAGCUUGAGCUGCGUUGACUCUUUUUUUUUUUUUUUUUGUCUUUCUUUGCACUGGGACAUAAACUGCUACCUCAUAUCGAGGCAAAACGGUCCUCCUAGAUCUUGGGGCGGGGGGGGAGAGUGGGCAUCCGGAGUUUGAAGGCGGAGCUUGUGUGGGUGGCGUCCCAUCUGAGCGUUAUGCGCUGUACAUAGUUUUUAAACAACCUUCCGUUGGGAGGUGACCACUAAGAAUUCUAGCUCCAAAAAAAUGUGACUUGCAUUUGAAGCGUGUAAAUGUAGGCCAGCGUGUACAGUAUGCCAACGUGCAGGGACAGCACACUGUACAUAAGAGUAUUCUUAUAUUAUAUAUUAUAUCACUUUUACAAAAAGAGUAUUUGGAUUUAUGUGCAUGACAAAGAAAGGAGUGAAUAUUUUUCUUCAAAACAACAAAAAAAAACAAACAAAAAAAAAAAAACCCACCAGCCCUUUUCAGCUUUUACCAAGUCAGCUGCGGUGCCUUAUUGCAUGUCAAAGAAAACAACGGUUUUACUGAGAUUGCAAAGGAAACACUUGAUUGCACUUGUCUUCUUUUCAGUCCUCCCGCCAGUCACACAGCCUUACGCAACCAAAUGAUUAUCCGUGGAUGUUGAAUGAAGGACAAGCUUGGGUGUAAAUAGUGUUUGGGAGCUGCCAUGGAAAGCACUUUGUGUUUGCUCCCUUCAUCGUCAUGACGUGAUGCAGUACGUUCUGGAACUAUUACGCGUUUCUCUCUCUCUCGUCCGGUUAUCGUUUUAAGGCUUCACAUUCUGUCAUUUCAACGGUUGAAAGUGAAUCAGCGAGCCUUUUGUUGUGGCCAUCCUUAAACAGCUGGUCACUUCAGCUUCUCAAACACACACACACACACAUUUUAUCUAAACUGUGACCAUAACAAGAUACACUAAGGGAUGGGAUGCACACACUUCCCUGGAUAGCAACGAUCAUGUGACCAGGUAAAAGGGACAAACAACAAGAGGUGCAGUUCAAAAUAAUUUAUGAAUAAAAACACAUUGGAUAUCAGUGUAAAAAAGAAUGGUUUAAGUGUCUAUCGUGGCAUUGAAGUGUGUAAUAAAAUCACAUUUGGCUUUAUUAAA
Messenger RNA from Dunckerocampus dactyliophorus (ringed pipefish), 4952 nucleotides. It is a transcript of the gene lrig1, whose product is annotated as leucine-rich repeats and immunoglobulin-like domains 1. The record is from RefSeq and is a predicted model, not a curated record. Gene Ontology annotation, molecular function: protein binding. The transcript has 18 exons. Lineage: Eukaryota; Metazoa; Chordata; Actinopteri; Syngnathiformes; Syngnathidae. Bases 747 to 3833 code for a protein of 1028 amino acids.